ACGAUCACAAAGCGACACUUUCUACCAUCACCACCGCCCGAGCAACACCGCACGAGCGCAAAAGUCAGCAAGCUCGCCCUUCCUUGCUUGCACCGGCGACGCGACCCUCCAGCAGACCCAUCUCGACGCUGACAGCCCGCUCGCUGCUCCCGAGCCGAGGUUCGAUUCCAAGCGCCUGAGCGCAGCACCACCUUGACCUCAUCUCGAACACAGCGACUGGCCUCCAGCGCACACACAGGCAUACAUCAUGGCGACGUUCAAAGCGAGCAUGGCGCCCGUGCCUAGCGCUACACAAUUCUUGGACAUUGUGCUGUCCAAGACGCAGAGGAGAACACCCACCGUGGUGCAUCCGGGAUGGAAGAUUACGCGCAUUCGAUCCUUUUACAUGCGCAAAGUCAUGUUCACCAGAGAUGCCUUCGUAGAGAAGCUGGAUGCCAUCCUCACAGACUUUCCCAUCCUCGAUAACUUGCACCCCUUUACAUCCUCUCUGAUGAACGUCCUCUACGACAAGAACCACUACAAGCUGGCACUUGGCCAGCUCAACACUGCCCGUCACCUCAUCGAUCAGGUGGCAAAGGAUUACACGCGGCUCAUCAAGUUUGGUGACUCGCUCUACCGCACCAAGCAGCUCAAGCGUGCAGCCAUGGGCCGCAUGGCCACGAUCAUGAGGAGGCAAAAGGACCCGUUGGCGUACUUGGAGCAGGUCAGGCAGCACAUUUCUCGUCUACCAGCCAUCGAUCCAUCUACGCGUACGCUGCUCAUCUGCGGCUAUCCCAAUGUCGGCAAAUCAUCCUUCAUCAACAAGGUUACGCGCGCAGAUGUGGAUGUGCAGCCCUACGCAUUCACCACAAAGUCGCUCUUUGUGGGACACAUGGACUACAAGUAUUUGCGCUGGCAGAUCAUCGACACGCCGGGCAUCUUGGAUCAUCCGCUAGAGGAGAUGAACACGAUCGAAAUGCAAUCCAUCACUGCUCUUGCUCAUCUUAGAUCCGCAGUGCUUUACUUUAUGGAUCUGAGCGAGCAGUGCGGCUAUACCGUCGAAGCUCAAGUGGCGCUGUACCACUCCAUCAAGCCGCUCUUUGCCAACAAGCCGACGAUGCUCGUCAUCAACAAGAUCGACGUCGUCAAGCUCGAAUCUCUCGAACCGUCCAGAGCAGCGCUAGUUCGGGAAAUCGUAGAGGAGAGCAAUGGCAAGGUGCAGCUUGCAGAGAUCAGCACCUUUACGGAAGAAGGAGUCAUGUCGGCCCGAAAUGCCGCUUGCGACGCAUUGCUGGAAUCCAGAAUCGAAGCCAAGUCCAGAGGAGGCAAGGUCAACUCCAUCACAAACAGGUUGCACGUCGCUCAACCUAAAGCUAGAGAUGAUUUGGAGAGGAAACCGUUCAUUCCCGAAGGAUUUGUGGCGGGCAAAAAGUACGACAAGGAGGAUCCCAACAGGCGCAAACUCGAGCGCGACGAGCAAGAGGAACGCGGCGGUGCUGGUGUUCACAAUAUGGACAUGAAGAAGAAUUACUUGAUCCCAGAGGAGGAGAGGUGGGACAAGAUGCCCGAGUUCUACAAUGGAAAGAAUGUCGCAGACUUUAUCGAUCCAGAUAUCAUGGAACGUCUCGAGGAGUUGGAACAGGAGGAGGAGAGAUUGGAGCAGGAUGGAUUCUAUGACGUCGAGAAUGAAGAGGAGGAGGACGAUGAAGCGCGAGAAAUUCGCGAAGCUGCAGAAGAGAUUAGGCGAAGGAAAGAAGAGGCUCGUCUGGCUAGUCGCGAGCGCAAGCACAUGAAAUCUCGCUUGCAGAUUCCCCGCAAGAUGCAAACUCGCACCCUCAGCGAGAUGGAAGAAAAGCUGCGCAGCCUCGGUAUAGACCCGAGCAGCAUCACUGCUCGCGCCGAAUUGCUGGCCAAGGCCAAGGGCAUUUCCCUCAAAGCGAAGAGGAAGCGAGGUGCGGACGAUGAUGACGAGUCGAUGGAGGUGGAUGCAGCAACAAAGACGCGCGAUGAGGAUGCGUGGUCCGACGACGAGCAGGAAGGGUCGAUGGAUGUGGACGGCGAGGCGCCUGGCGGCAAGAAGCGCAAGGGCAACACGGGCAAGAAGCUUGCAGCGCUGCGAGGAGCUACGGCUGGUGUGGGCAGCACGACGAAAUCCGGCGGAGCGAUCACUGCGCGGGCGGGAGCGGUCAGGAGACCGACGAAGAACAGACAGACGGCGGGACUGGCUGGCAAGGCUCAGGUUGAAAAGGCUCGCGAGCUAAAGGAUCUCAGUCUGAGAGAACGCAAUCGACUUGCCAAGGCUGGUGAAAGUGAUCGAGCCAUCAAGGAAAAGAUGCCAAAAUGGCUCUUUGCUGGAAAACGUGGCAAGGGAACUUCGAGGAGCAGAUGAGCGACUCGAAUGGCGGCCUUUUUCUCCUCUCUCUCUGCCCUGCAAUCCUUGUGUACAUUGCCCACUUGCCCCGCUCAGCUCAAUCGAUACUCGUAGCGGAUGCGCGCAUCGGGGAGG
This is a messenger RNA of Ceraceosorus guamensis, 2485 nucleotides long. Its product is annotated as putative NOG1-nucleolar G-protein required for 60S ribosomal subunit biogenesis. Lineage: Eukaryota; Fungi; Basidiomycota; Exobasidiomycetes; Ceraceosorales; Ceraceosoraceae. Gene Ontology annotation, molecular function: GTP binding; GTPase activity; RNA binding. Gene Ontology annotation, cellular component: nucleolus. Gene Ontology annotation, biological process: ribosomal large subunit biogenesis. The record is from RefSeq and is a predicted model, not a curated record. Bases 248 to 2368 code for a protein of 706 amino acids. The transcript has 8 exons.